Messenger RNA from Pseudophryne corroboree (corroboree frog), 1460 nucleotides. Its product is annotated as rap guanine nucleotide exchange factor 1-like. Gene Ontology annotation, molecular function: guanyl-nucleotide exchange factor activity. The transcript has 7 exons. Lineage: Eukaryota; Metazoa; Chordata; Amphibia; Anura; Myobatrachidae. The coding region runs from base 176 to 745 and encodes 189 amino acids. The record is from RefSeq and is a predicted model, not a curated record. Gene Ontology annotation, cellular component: plasma membrane. Gene Ontology annotation, biological process: positive regulation of GTPase activity; Ras protein signal transduction.
CUGUUGCAGGCCAGGAACUCUCCAUGACUUUCAUAGCCAUGAAAUUGCCGAACAACUUACUCUCCUGAAUGCAGAACUUUUCUACAAGAUUGAGAUCCCCGAGGUUUUGCUGUGGGCAAAAGAGCAAAACGAGAAGAGCCCGAAUCUGACACAGUUCACAGAGCACUUUAACAACAUGUCCUACUGGGUCCAAUCUAUCAUCAUGCUUCAGGAGAAGGCACAGGACCGGGAGAGGUUGCUGCUUAAAUUCAUCAAAAUUAUGAAGCACCUGAGAAAACUGAACAAUUUUAAUUCCUACCUUGCCAUCCUCUCUGCCCUGGAUUCCGCCCCCAUCCGUCGGCUGGAGUGGCAGAAGCAGACAUCAGAGGGGCUUGCUGAAUACUGCACUCUGAUUGACAGCUCGUCGUCUUUCCGGGCCUACGGUGCAGCGCUCUCUGAAGUUGAGCCGCCGUGUAUACCAUACUUGGGUCUAAUCUUACAAGACCUUACGUUUGUGCACCUGGGAAAUCCAGACCACAUUGAUGGGAAAGUGAACUUCUCUAAACGGUGGCAACAGUUCAAUAUCCUGGACAGCAUGAGACGUUUCCAGCAAGCUCAUUAUGAAAUUCGCCGGAAUGAUGACAUCAUCUCUUUCUUCAAUGACUUCAGUGAUCACCUGGCCGAGGAGGCGUUAUGGGAACUGUCCUUGAAAAUCAAACCUCGGAAUAUCACCCGGAGGAAAACAGAAAGAGAUGAGAAAACAUAAGUUGGGGGAAUGACUGCCAAGUGGACAUUGAAGAAGAGAUCUCCCUGACUGAGGGGGGGAAUCAAGGGGUAGAUGGAGAUAUUCAUCGUGUUUACUAGUUGUCGCUGUCCCCUCCCAAAGAGUUGGGUUACCCCGCCCACUGUCGUCUUGUGUCUUACGUUGUUAUUUUAUGGUCUCCUGGACUGUUGCGAUCACACACCGUUCCGUGCCAUGUCUCUGUACAGACCUGUCUCCUAUUUCCCACAAAAUUGGAAAGUCGGACAUAUUGGAUUUUGUGCUGUGGUUUAGGCGACUAGUGCAGACCUUCCCCAUUCAUGAACCGAGGACUAACUGUGUCAACAAGCUGGUAAAGACUGUAUGCUGAGCCCAGAUCCUUAAAGUUAUCGUUUAGGGUUGUUGUUUUUUUUCCCCCAUAACCCACAGGUUUGUUUUUUACUUUGGUUUUGUUUCUCCUCCACCCCCAGCAGAGGGCAGCGCAUAGCUCCUGUUAAUAUCCACAUUCUGUUUCAGAGGGAGGCAGAAGUAAUGUUAUAUGUAUUAUUUAUUAUAUAUUUUUUCUUUUAUGCUGUUGCAUGAUAAGUAUACAGAGACUGAUUGUGUAAUCAGUGGCGGAUCUUGCCACGGGCAAGCAGGACUUUUGCCCGGGGCGCCGCCAUCCGGAGGGCGCCGCACCGUGGCAAGAUCCGCCACUGCUGCCCGCUGUGUCCCUGUCCGC